Molecule: messenger RNA, 1838 nt
Organism: Galeopterus variegatus (Sunda flying lemur)
Lineage: Eukaryota; Metazoa; Chordata; Mammalia; Dermoptera; Cynocephalidae
Gene: DUSP12
Product: dual specificity phosphatase 12
Exons: 6
Coding region: 275-1309 (344 amino acids)
Biological process (GO): protein dephosphorylation
Cellular component (GO): nucleus
Molecular function (GO): protein tyrosine/serine/threonine phosphatase activity
Source: RefSeq, a predicted model, not a curated record
UCUGAGUUCAGCUGAUCUGUUUCCCCUUUCCUGAAAGUCUCUACACUAAAAGCCUGAGAAACCUUGUAUUUGGGGAGGUUUAUUCUCUAUCACCAAGUUGUGGAGGCGGGGAGCCGGGGGGCGGGAUGGAAAGGCCGCACUGAAUGGGACUUAGCUACGCCUCAGCUGCCGCAACAGCACAUUCCUGCAGUCGACGUGGUCCUCCGAGGGAGCUGCUGAGCCGCUGAGGCCGGCGGGUCCCGGGGGAAGGAUAUUCUAGCCGGUCACCCACUCGAUGGUAGGGCCAGCAGCAUCCUGGCCUCUGGGCGCUGCCAUGAUGGAGGUUCAGGGCCCGAGCUCUAGCGGAGCUAAUUCCUCCCGGCAGAUGCUGGAAGUGCGGCCGGGGCUCUACCUAGGUGGAGUCGCGUCUGUCGCGGAGCCGGACCAGCUGAGGGAAGCAGGCAUCACGGCUGUGCUGACGGUGGACUCGGAGGAGCCCGGCUUCAAGGCAGGGGCUGGGGUCGAGGGUCUCCGGAGCCUCUUCGUACCAGCGCUGGACAAACCCGAGACCGACCUGCUCAGCCAUCUGGACCGGUGCGUGGCCUUCAUCGGCCAGGCCUGCACCGAGGGCCGUGCGGUGUUGGUGCACUGUCAUGCAGGAGUCAGUCGAAGUGUUGCUAUAGUGACUGCUUUUUUGAUGAAGACUGACCAACUUACCUUUGAACAAGCCUAUGAAAACCUCCAGACUAUCAAGCCAGAGGCUAAGAUGAAUGAGGGGUUUGAGUGGCAACUGAAAUUAUACCAGGCAAUGGGAAAUGAAGUGGAUACCUCUAGUGCAAUUUAUAAGCAAUAUCGUUUACAAAAGGUUACAGAGAAGUAUCCAGAAUUGCAGAAUUUACCUCAAGAACUCUUUGCUGUUGACCCAACCACCAUUUCACAGGGAUUGAAAGAUGAAGUUCUCUACAAAUGUAGGAAAUGCAGGCGAUCCUUAUUUCGAAGUUCUAGUAUUUUGGAUCAUAAGGAAGGAAGUGGGCCUAUAGCCUUUGCCCAUAAGAGAAUGACAACACCUUUCAUGCUUACCACAGGGAGUCAGGCUCAAUGUACAUCUUAUUUCAUUGAACCUGUACAGUGGAUGGAGUCCACUUUGUUGGGAGUGAUGGACGGCCAGCUUCUUUGCCCAAAAUGCAGUGCCAAGUUGGGUUCCUUCAAUUGGUAUGGUGAACAGUGCUCGUGUGGUAGAUGGAUAACACCUGCUUUUCAAAUACAUAAGAAUAGAGUGGAUGAAAUGAAAGUGCUGCCAGUUUUGGGAUCACAAACAAGAAAAAUAUGAACUUGUGCCAUUUGAUAGAUUGAAAAGAAACUUGCUGAUAGAAUAUGCUACCGUUGUUUACUAUCAUUCAAGGCAGAUUGUCUGGUUUUUAGGCCAUCAACAUUUCAUUUGAAAUGUGAGAAUAUAAAACCACUUGAUGUAUCAUGGAAACUAUGCUUUGUUAGCUUAUUACAUGGUAUAAGGAUACAGGCAGUCGAAGCUUUUUAAUCAUGUUAAAUUUAUUUUAUUUGAUAUUAAAUCUUCUACAACCCUGAUACUUUCUUUGUUUCAUAUAUAUUUUUUAAGUUCUCAUUUUUUGGAAUGUUAGUUAUGUGAUCUUAAGGCCUGGAUGGACAAAAAUUAUGUACAAAAAUUUGAAACUGUUAUGUUUAGGUAGGUAUUCUUUUAUUUCCAGAAAUGUAAAGCAGAUCUGUUUGGACAUAUUUUGAAAUUUAUUUCUCUUUCUCUCUUUUAAGGAAUAUUAGUAAGCCUACAUUAUGUCUGUAUUUUUUUUGAAAUAAAAAAAGAAAGGUCAUUAGUAAAACACUGA